Molecule: messenger RNA, 1699 nt
Organism: Asterias rubens (European starfish)
Lineage: Eukaryota; Metazoa; Echinodermata; Asteroidea; Forcipulatida; Asteriidae
Product: dehydrogenase/reductase SDR family member on chromosome X-like
Exons: 2
Coding region: 303-1133 (276 amino acids)
Source: RefSeq, a predicted model, not a curated record
UUUACAAGUUACAUGUCAUAAUGUCGAGCAGGUGCCGCAGGAUUGAGAUAGUGUAAACAGUACAGGGCCGAAGGUUGCAAUGGUUGAAUGGUUGAACGAAAAAGCAAUCCCAUAAGGUCAACCCCAAAACGCUUGCUGUACAAUCACUCCAUGCAUUAUCACUCUUGGUUCGCUGCAAGGGAAUUACAGUAGCGAUUGUGGUCUUCUGAAUCUAUCUCUGGAAAUUCAUUCAACUUUUAUGCCAAUUCUACUUUGCCAUUGCUGGGAUUCCUGAUCGUACACAACUAAGUUCAGAUAAAACCAUGUCAGAAGCAUCAAUGAUUGGUCGCAAGUUUCUGGUUACUGGUGCCACGGAUGGCAUUGGCAAGCAUACAGCUUUCAGACUGGCCCAGACCGGAGCAAUGGUUCUCAUGCAUGGUCGCAGUACGGAGAAACUUCGCAAAGCCAUUGAAGAAAUCGAACAGAAGACGGGAAACAAGUGUCUAGAGUCAUACAUUGCGGACCUGGGCUCCUUCGACCAGGUUCGGAGUCUGUCGGAGGAGAUCCACAAAAAGCACAGCAGCUUGGAUGUCCUUGUGAAUAACGCUGGUGUUUACCUGACCACACGGCAAGAGUCUAAGGAUGGAUAUGAGAUGACCUUUGCGGUAAAUGUCCUCGCCCCGUUCCUCUUGACCUCACUCUUGAUGGACCUUCUAAAGAAGGGACAAUCAAGUCGCAUCGUCCAUGUCAGCUCCAUCUCCCAUCAUAAUUGUCCGAAAGGCGGUUUGGAUGACCUGAACUCUAAAUCAAAUUACGCCGAUGGCCGAGGGGCCUACGGAUUGUCGAAACUGUGCGACAUCAUGUUCACCUACAAGAUGGCGAGAGAUCUUAAAGCUGAUGACAUCACCGUUAACUGCUUGGACCCAGGCACAGUCAACACCAACAUGCUCAUUAAAGCAUGGGGGCCAAUUGGAAUCCCAAUCGAGGAGGCAAACUUCGUAUUCAGAGCCGCUACUGACCCUGUCUUAGACAAGGUGACGGGGAAGUAUUUCGUAGAUGACAAGGACACAGAAACCUCGGCGAUUGCAUACGACAGAGAAAAGCAGAAUAAACUUUGGGCUACCUUGGUUGAAAUAACAGGGGCAGUUUACUAAAUAACACUGCCUGGUGGAGGAAAAUAUAAUAAAUGGAUAAAUGCAAAAAGAAGUGUUGAUGGACUCCUGUUUUGACACAUGGGAAUAUUUCCUCAAAGGUUCAAAACGUGAGGACAUUAUUACAAUUGUUUGUAUUUGUUCGAGAGAACUUUUUAACAAUGAAUUUGUUAAGUUUUCAUGUAUUCAAAUCAUGAUUAAGUUUUGAGAGUUUUUCUGUUUGGUACUUGGUUUUGAUGUACUUUUAGCGCAGAGUACUAAAUGACAGAGUACUGCCCAUGAUGCAGGCAGUUUUGUCUGUACCAGACUGAUCAAAAUAAUUGUUUUAAUUCAGUUAACUUCGGAGUAUCAAAAAUACGUAGAUCUGUUAUAAUUAAACAUAGAGUAUGUGUGACUAGACAUUGCAGCGCAUUUGGCCUCCAAUGAGCUUUGUUUAUUGGUUGUUGUCAAGGACCAGCAUCUCACUAAAUGUGUCCCACCACAUGCAUACAAAAUCCCACCUGUGAAAAUUUGGGCUCAAUUGUUCAUUGAAGUUGCAAGAAAAUUAUGAACAAAAACAUCCUUGUUGU